UGAAAAGAAGAGAAGACAUGAUGAUCUUCCUCUAGGGUCGAACAGUGAAAUUGCAGCAGAAAUCAGAAUCUUUUUUAUUUCAUUUCAUCAUCAAGCGGGACAUCAAUAUUGAGAUUUAGUGAUGUCAGCUAAGCUAAGUGUAUCAAGCAGCAGGAUUAGAAGGAAAACGGGAAUUAGAAGAAGAAGAGUUGUGAAAUUCUGACAAUUCACAUUGGUUGAGAUCAAAGAGAAAGUAAAUUUGCGUAGAGAUGCAUAUUUGUAUGGAGCACAGUCUCCCCUCAGAAAUUGCCACAGAGAUACUUUCUCGUUUACCCACUGACUCAGUCAUGCAGUGCAGACAAGUCUGCAAGACAUGGGAACACCUACUUUGCGAUCCUUCCUUUGCUCAUAAGCACCUACAUCAAAUAUCACAGAUUGAUGGUAAUAGUAACUUAAGUCAUUCUUCUCUUAUUUCUUCCAAGGUUGGUUCUGGUUUCCUUGUCUACUUUAAAUUUACACGGGAACGAGGUUGCCAACUUUACUACGGAGAGUAUGACGACCAGCGUAAUAUGAAACUUAAAAGGAUCAACCAGACUCCCAAGCAUCAUCAGUCAAUUGUUGGAUCAUGCAGUGGGUUGAUUUGCUUUUCUAAAGAUGGUCGUGGACCUCAUUGUUCUUUGGAUUAUGAACCUACCUAUAUUUGUAAUCCUAUCACCGGUGAAUACGUGAAUUUUCCAGGACUUCCAUGGGAGGAAAAGUUACAGUCUAUGGUGUGUGGUUUCGGUUACCAUCAUUCUAGUAACAAGUAUAAAAUUGUUAGAAUUUACUAUAUUGAGAACCAACCGUUAGGGAAGGUCCAGGUAUAUACACUUGGCAGUGGCAUUGGUUGGAAAGACUUGGGAAAAACCACUUACUCAUUGCGGUACAGUUGGCAGAUUCAUCCAUUUGGUAUAUUUGCUAAUGGAGCGCUUCACUGGCUUGACAUGGAACAGAAUAUCGUAUCUUUUGAUUUGGCAGAAGAGAAGUUCUACUUGCUCCCACCACCACCUUUUUUCCCUGCUGUAACUCUGCAGAACUAUUUUAAACUUCGGGUUUCCGGAGGAUGCUUGUGUUUUUUUCAUCAGAUAAAAACAUGGAUAUCUAGACAUAUGGUUCUUAAGGAAGAAAGGAGGACACAGUAAUUCUGAUGUGAAUGAGCAAGAUUAUGGUUCAUUGAAGUGGAUUAAGGAGUUCAGCUUACCAAUUGAGAAUGAAGCAGUACCAUUUGCCGUUACAAGUAGUAGUCAAAUCCUAUUUCACUGCUUCUUUGGUCUCUUCUGUUAUGAUCCAGAAAGUGAUGAUCCAGACGCUGCAGUCUCGGAUAAUCUUGUAAGUAACGACUUCUAUCAUGUAACACAUGUAGUUCCUCACAUGAACAGUUUGGUUUCCUUGAAAGGUCUUGGAGAAGAUUCUUGUACCAGAAAAAGAUAUGGUGUUAAUCCAGCACCAAAGGAAAUCUUCAUAAAACAACAGAGAAAGGAUGAUGGAAACAUUGAUGUUAAUCCAAGUCUUCCUAAGACUCAAUGUUUUGGUAAGCAGGUGGUAUCUCCUAUAAGGGCUAUUGAUAGCUAUCUCGGCAAGUCUAUUCUUAUGCCAGUUGGGGUGGAGGCAUCUCACUCGAGCAAAGCGGCAGACAGAAAUGUUGGUGAUCCGAGAAAGAGGAAGGAAAGGUUGCUGAAGUGCAAGUCGCAACAGUUGUACUGUUCUGAUGAAAACAGUCCCCUCGGCCAUCGUUCAAGGCGCUCUAUUUGUGAGGUAUACACACUUUGGUACAUUUACCUUUGUUUAACAUGCAGCUUUACUUAUUGUCCAUGUUGUCUUCGUUUAAUCUUCAAGGGAGAAGUGGUGUUGGUGGUACACAGAAGAUUGUUGCGCAUGUCCAUGUUUCUUCAGAUCAUGAUGGAGAUAUUGGAGAAACUUGUGGAGAAGUGGGCGCCACAUUGCCUCUCAAGCUUGCGAAUAAACAAUAUAGAGAUGGUUCAGACAUGAGUGAUCAGGGAAGUGAGAAGGCGGGCUCUGAACCUGACAGACCUUAUGGUCAAGGCGUGGGGCAACCAAGGGAAAGAGACGGGUAGUUCGCUCAUGCCCCCCUUAGGGUCCCUCUGAAAGAGGGCAGCUCGAUCGCCCACUUCCUGAGUAUACUACUCCUCAACUAUGUCCGCCGAAUUUUCUUAUGGUAGCUGGGUUUCCUGUACUACCUGAGUACAAAGACUUGUAUACUGAAGUGAUCGCCUCCAAAGGGCACAUAGCAUCCGACGUGAAGGUUAAAUCGAUUUGAGUACAAGCCACUAUGGUCACAGAACUUUUGGAGACGAUCCAGCGGAUGAGCAAAAUCUCUGGCCAUGAUGUUACCUCCAACGACUUACAGCGAUGGCGUGCAGCAGUUGAUACCGCUUCCGCUAUGGACUUCCAUGUGUCAUGGUUGGAUGAUCAACUUCGCCUUCUUGAGUCUCAACUCCAUGAUGUUGAAGAACAAAAGGUAACAAAAAGGAGUCUGGAAAUAGAAGUUCAGAGGUUGUGAGAAGAGGAUGUCUUUAUUUCGCUCCAAGGUGGAUGAGUCGAGACGUGCAUACAAGGCUGCUAAGGUAGACAAAGCUGAGUUAGCUGCAAAGGUGGCUAUACUGAGCUCACCUUGCUUCAUUUGAAGCCAACAAUCAUGCAACGAUAGCUUUGUCAUGUUCGGCACUUGGUUCAUGUUUAGCUACCGGCCACGUUCAUUCUCUAUGAGGUUAUGAUUUGCUGAUGAGUAAUAGUAGUUAGUCCUGCUGAGAUAUGUGUUAUUCUAACACUUUAGUUACACCAGUAUACCCUGGAGACAACCUGUCACUCUUCACCACCUGUCCUGUUCUCAUUGGUCUCCUCUUUGACUUUUUAUUGGUCAUUAAGUCGGUCUGUAAUAAAACCACCCGUGUCUCACUUUGUGUGGUAGUUGUUCUUUUCAAGAUUUACUUUCUUUUCGUGUCUGUAAUUUUUCUGCUACUGUUAUUCAUCUUCAAUGAAUUAAAGUUUGAUGU
Messenger RNA from Papaver somniferum (opium poppy), 3032 nucleotides. Its product is annotated as F-box protein At3g07870-like. The transcript has 2 exons. Lineage: Eukaryota; Viridiplantae; Streptophyta; Magnoliopsida; Ranunculales; Papaveraceae. The record is from RefSeq and is a predicted model, not a curated record. Gene Ontology annotation, molecular function: protein binding. Bases 249 to 1160 code for a protein of 303 amino acids.